AUGUCUUCUCUACUUCCGCCUGAAACUCUCGAACAAGUCUUCAAGGAUCUUUCCUAUGUCGACUUAAGGAGUUGUGUCCUUGUUAAUCGUGCUUGGUGUGCCAGCGCUGUUCGCUAUCUAUGGAAGAACCCAUUCGGAUUUCGUUAUUCUCGUCAUAAAUACGAUCAAUAUAUACCGACAGCAAAAAAGCGCGUCAAAAUGUAUAAAGAUAGCAAAAUAUCGCUUGCACAGACAUACAUUUGGUGUCUUAACGAUAAAUCAAAACGAAUCAUUAUGGAUGUUGGAGUUGUUUUGCCUAAUUUUAUGAUAGAAAAUCGUCCGACGUUCGACUAUUCGUCCACUUUGACAACACUCAACCAUCUUUAUCUUUAUGAUACGGUAGGAUGGUGGCUUUCGGCUAAUUCAUCGGAACAAAAUGAUUUCGCGCAUUAUGUGAUCGUCAAAGAAUUAUACAAGAUGUUUAUUGCUCAAUCCGUUAAGAUAAAAUUUCUUUCAUUUGGCAACAUUGAUUCCAUCCAACUUCAAUUAAGGAAGAAUGAGAUCAAAAGUGAUAUAUUGCCAAUUUUAUGUUACUUACCGGGAGCCGAACAAUUUUUUGCCCGAAUUGAAAAAUUUUCAAGUGAUGUUGAUAUUCCAUCGGAAAUUUGGUAUGAGUUGGCACAGAUAGCAACAAACAUCAAAGAUUUGGAGAUUACGGACCAUAAUAAGCACAAGGAAGGACUACCAUCAUUUAUUCAAGCUCAAAACAAUUUGCGAAAAUUAAAAAUCGUACUUAAAGGACACCCCAAAUGGUCUCCAUUGGUUCAUCGUGCGGUCAAGGCCAAAGCUUCUUCUCUCACCCAUUUGACUAUAAUUGAUCAUCAUGAUUUUAUCCGAACGUAUCAAUUUUCACUCAAUUGGAUUGCGGAAUGUACAAAUUUAGAAGAAUUUAAAUUGUGCAUAUCCAAUUCAUUUAGUCCAUCUUCUUUGGAUCUUGGAUCAUUGGCUUCGUUUCCCUUUCUAACAAAGUUGGAACUUGUCCUUAGCUGUUUGAGCAACACUCACAUAAAAAUGAUUCGUAAAACCGAUGGGCAAUUAAAAUCAUUGUGUUUACUGUGGAAAACCUGCGAGGGGGAAGUAAGCAUUGUCUAUGAUGCAUUGUUCGAUGCUAUCAAGAAAACGUGUGGAAAUUUAUCAGAAAUAGAACUAACUAUUCCGGAAGAGAAAUUCUUAUCUACUGUGUCACUGCUGAAGGCGCUCAACCGUGUGGAGGUCAUUAAAUUCGUUCAGCUCUGCUCUUAUGGACAAGAACGCAUACUCGAUGAGAUCAACAUAUCUAUAUUACUACCAACAUGGGGGCGUUUGCUUCCACUCAAUUUACGUAAGCUUUGGUUUAAAGCCAACUGGGUGUUUACUUAUGACAGCUUUAGAGCGUUUCUAAAAAGCGUUGAGCUUAGAUUAACGAACAGGCCUUUGAAUUUUUUGUUUGGCAUGAAAUUCCCCGGGAACAGUCAUUUUGAUCUCUACCAAUUUUACGUGGAUAAAGGAAUACUGGAUAACGAAUCAUUUGUGGAAAAUGGAUUAAAAUGGAAAAAGCUUAAGGUUAUUUAA
Messenger RNA from Acaulospora morrowiae, 1590 nucleotides. The record is from the annotation of a GenBank genome assembly. Lineage: Eukaryota; Fungi; Glomeromycota; Glomeromycetes; Diversisporales; Acaulosporaceae.